Molecule: messenger RNA, 2934 nt
Organism: Lates calcarifer (barramundi perch)
Lineage: Eukaryota; Metazoa; Chordata; Actinopteri; Centropomidae
Gene: pcyt1ba
Product: phosphate cytidylyltransferase 1B, choline a
Exons: 8
Coding region: 352-1395 (347 amino acids)
Biological process (GO): CDP-choline pathway
Molecular function (GO): phosphatidylcholine binding; choline-phosphate cytidylyltransferase activity
Source: RefSeq, a predicted model, not a curated record
UUUCACUUCUUCUGAGUAUGUCUCUCUUUGCAAACAUCUGUAACACCGGGGCCUUGGAUGUUUUUAUUUGCAAAAUUAGCAGCAUCAAAUUGAAGGCAGACUUCAUUCAAUUUGCCAGACCAAGAAAUAGCUGCAGAGUGAGACCUCUUCACUGCCUCCUCUUCUCUGCGGCAGGGGAUCAGAGAGGAGGAGGAGGAGAGGGGAGGACAGACAGAGAGGCAGAGCAAAGAGUGGGCGGGGGAACAGAGGAAGGAGAAAGAGACAGAGUGGUGAGGAGAGAGGCAUCAUCUCACUGAUGCUGAGUCACAUAACUGAGGGACCACAGCCGCAUCCCAUGAGUCUUUGGGAAUAAUGGAGGAGCUCGAGCACACCUGCCCCCACCCCCGGACGACUCUGACAGAGCCUGCCAUCUUUGCCAGGGAGACCAGUUGUGAUUGUCGCGCCCCUCAUGAGAAACUCACCAUCGCUCAGGCCCGCAGAGGCACCCCAGUGGACCGGCCAGUCAGAGUCUAUGCAGAUGGCAUCUUUGACCUGUUCCACUCUGGACAUGCUCGUGCUCUCAUGCAGGCCAAGAACCUCUUCCCAAACACCUACCUCAUAGUAGGAGUGUGCAGUGAUGAGCUGACCCAUAAGUACAAGGGUUUCACGGUCAUGACGGAGCAUGAACGUUACGAAGCGCUGAGACACUGCCGCUAUGUCGACGAGGUUUUGAGAGAUGCGCCUUGGACUCUCACACCCGAGUUCCUGGAGAAACACAAGAUCGAUUUUGUGGCUCAUGAUGAUAUCCCAUACUCCUCAGCAGGAAGUGAGGACGUGUAUAAACACAUCAAGGAGGCAGGGAUGUUUGUGCCUACACAACGCACAGAGGGAAUCUCAACAUCUGACAUAAUAACCAGAAUUGUCAGAGACUAUGACGUCUACGCCCGACGCAACCUCCAACGUGGCUAUACGGCCAAGGAGCUUAACGUCAGCUACAUCAACGAGAAGAAGUACCGGCUGCAGAACCAAGUGGAUCGUAUGAAGGAGAAAGUUCGCACAGUCGAGGAGAAGAGCAAACACUUUGUUUACCGAGUGGAGGAGAAGAGUCACGACCUCAUUCAGAAGUGGGAAGAGAAAUCUAGGGAAUUCAUUGGAAACUUCUUAGAACUUUUUGGUCCAGAUGGAACUUGGAAACAGGUGUUUCAGGAACGCAGCGGUCGAAUGCUGUCCUACGCUCUGUCCCCCAGAGAGUCGCCCUCCAACAGCCCUCCCCGCGAACUGUCGCCCCUGCGCUCUCCCUCACCUCCAUCUCCCCCCACACGCUGGCACAACGCGCGGCCCUCGCCCCCGACCUCCCCCAAGGGAGCGUCCGCGUCUAUAAGCAGCAUGAGUGAAGGCGAUGAAGACGAGAAGUAGAUGAACUGCUGAACACACUUCCAUGCACAUACAAAAAACACUUCACUCACAGUACACUGCCUGAGAACUGCUCACACACACACACACACACACACACAACGCUAACACACACAGAUAUAUUCCUAAGCACUGGCUGGAUACUGAAACAGUAAUCCUCAAAGACGUUGCUAAUAUGCAAUGCAGAUGGUGGUCAUGGGAGAUGUAGUUCUGAGCUACAAAGCUAAGAAGCCAUCACUCUCUCUGUUGUCUGGGCGACCCAGCAGACAGAAGGAAGACAAAGAAAGACGGGGAUGAGGAUUUAUGUACAGAGUGUCACAUAUGGUAAGAAGGUCCAGAAUCCUUUGCAGCAUCUUUGGAAAGGAUUUGCUUUGGAUUGUCCAGCACUGAUAGAGACUGUCCAUCAGCCUGCUCAUAAUAUCACCUCACUGUUUUUGUCCUGUUCUGUUUAGUUUAGCGUUUUCUUAGUAAGAUGCCAAGACGUUUUGUAACUACUGUGACCACUAGAUGUGAAUAGGCACAAAGUUACAUAAUCACUGUGUCUGACAUUCAGUUCAACAGGUUAUGUGAACUGACGGGAACUGGAUUCAUUCACUGCUGUGUGAUUUUGUGUUUGUUGAACUGACAAUUAAGGAUUUAAGAAAAAACGCUGCACCCCCUAGAGUAGCAGAGGUGUAGUGGUGGAUAACCUGUUGGCAGUCAUAAACAGAGUCAGUGCUAGUUUGCACCAUUUUAGCAUAAAUGAUUGGCAAAGAACAUAAAUUCCAUGUUAAGCAGGAUUCAUAAUCUUAAAUUCCCUUGAUUUACUUGUUCCUACGCCACAGUAUCGACCAAUUGGCCGCGCCUAAUCUUGUAAAAUGCCUGUUAGACACUCCCAAAAACAUGAUUGGUAUGAGACAUUUAAUGCUGAAUGUAAACAGAGAGUUUGAGACCACACCUAGAGAGUAAAUGUAAUCACAUCCUAUACAAACACACAAAUGCUUCAUCACCAUAGCCACUCAGUAGGUCUCAGAAUGAUCAUAAAUAACUGACUAGCAGAACCACAUGAAUUUUCCCCAUAAAAAGCCAUGCAUUUUCUGACAGUUUUCCAUGUUUUAUCAAUCAAUGUUUAGCAGACAUUUUUCUUCACUCUUUGGAAUAUGAUGUCAGCUGUCAAAAAGCCUGGCAAACUUGGAGAUGCAGCCUUUCUCCAGUACUCUGAUGAUACUUGAAAUAUACAAUAAUUGAAGCCCUCCAGGUGAGCUGUCAGGUCCUCAAAAGCUGGAGCAUAGCCCUUAUGUUUUUCUUUGCUAUUAUUGGAAAUGUAUGUAACAACUUCUUUUGCUUAGGUCUUCUCAGCAGUGACCCACAUUAGGGCAGAGUAGACCUCUCUUCCACCCAAAUACAAUACCCUAAUGCAAUGUAGAGAACUUAACGUCCUGUACGCACUACAUGUUAAUCUGCACUAUAUGUACAAACUUUGAGAAUGUGUCUUUUUUUAUUUUUUAAAUUUUAAUGUUCAAACAGCUUGAUAUGUAAAUAAAACAAAAAUGUAUAACUGAA